Messenger RNA from Trichomycterus rosablanca, 1458 nucleotides. RefSeq lists its product as uncharacterized. Lineage: Eukaryota; Metazoa; Chordata; Actinopteri; Siluriformes; Trichomycteridae. Bases 1 to 1095 code for a protein of 364 amino acids. The record is from RefSeq and is a predicted model, not a curated record. The transcript has 11 exons.
AUGGCCAGAAGGACUCUCAUCAAACUCUUCGUCCUCGUCUUGCUUACCUUCAUUAUAUGCCUGCCUGAGUUCUUUCCUUCCGAAAAAGUAUCACAGAUUACGUUUCUCUGCUCACCGUUUGAUCCUUGUGACCCACCCGGCGGGCGUGGCCAUCAUGACGGAAAGGUGUAUACGGUGUUGGACUACGUCAGUGAAAGUUACGCCCUGUGCGAGGUGGAGCCGAAGAAUGCAACCAAUCGGGAUCAGGCGCUUAACGAGUGGUUUGUUUGUAAGACUGAAGCUGAUCUGGAGGGUCUCCGUCACAACGCUUCGAUCUCAGAAAUCGAUGUGGAGGUUGUCUUGAUGCUCCAGACCAUGGAUCUGGCUUAUCAGAACUUCACAGUGUCUGGUCAUUUCAACCAUACUGGACUACACAUUGAAACCCAGCACAACAUCACACUACUCAACUGCUGUGGCCAGUUCCAGCCAAACAGCCAACAACUAAACAAAGUCAGGACUCCAUCAGGGCUCUCGAGCUCCGGCUCGGUUCCUCUAAAAGCAAGUGGUUCAGAUUCAGACGGCUCUUCAACUGAAUCGACUCACAUGAAGCUGUCAGAAAGGAAAGACUCGGCCUUUAAUCCCAGACAGUCAAACAGAAGCCAUUACUUUCUUCAGCUGAAAGAAGUUCCCAAAGCACCAGAUAAUGCAGAAAAGCCAGUGGUGGUUUCACCCCCAGCAAAUCAGCCUGCAAGUUUUUCCAAACGCAGAGUAAAAUCUUUAAGUGAUUUGCCUGAUUCCAUGUCAAUGUUCGAUACACAAGAUAAGAAAAGGUUCCAACAGAGGACUUUACAGAAGACAAAUCACUCCAGAGAUCAGUUCCUUCUGGUGUUUCAGGAAACGUACAGGAGAGCACUCUCUCCAAUCCAGGAAAUGUCUUUGACAGAUGUUGCUGUGGAUGAAGAUGAUAAAGAGCAGAAUGAUGAUGUGAUAACAGAUGAAGGAUGUGAUUUGGAUAUUCCAUUAACACCAGCACACAUCCACUCAGACACCUUCACUUUCCUGCAUCAUCGUAGCCACCCGCCCACCGUGGACUUGACUAUGAAGACCAUGAGCUAAACUGCACUGACAAGAUAGCUGAUGAGCUAAUCUGCACUUACUGAUGCACUUACAAACUUAUACUUAUAACUAGCUGCUUUUCUAACCAGCUAUUGCAUUUUAUAAAUAUUCAGCGGGGGUAAUAUUGAUAAAAAUGCAAAGCUAUUAUGCUAGCCCACCAUCGCAGAGAACCUGGAUCGAAUCUCACCGGUGCUAUUUGCCAGCCAGGAGUCUAUACUGACAUGACUGGGUGUAUCUCGAGUGGUUAAAGCACUGUGGUGGAUUUCUGCUCUGCACCCAACUGUUGUUCCAUUAAAACUAUUCAAAAAUGGUACCAAAUUUUUAUGAAUAACUUACUAAAGUACUUAGACGUACUUAAUAAAU